AAAGCUGGACAGGUUUCCUCCAAUCAGAGCUGAGUGUGUUUGUCAUGUGACUGAGAGGAAGGAGGAGAACUAAUGUGUGAUUCUCCCAGCAGGUUGUUGUGUUUGUCUGCUAUGCAUCAGUGUGAGGACAGAGAGGAGGGAGUCCCUCCCUCUAAAAGAUCUCUGUGUGGAGAAGAUGAGAACCAGAGCAAAGCUCAGAGCCCAGAGCAGCAGAACACACACUCUGCUGGACCUGGACCUGGACCUGGACCUGGACCUGGACCUGGACCUGGACCUGGACCUGGACCUGGACCUGGAUCCAGCUGUGUGUCCAUGAAGAGUGACAGGUCAAAGGAUAUUCCUCCUGAAUUCAGACGAUUGGCAAAUGAAAGGAUCCAGGAGCAGAGACCAGACUGUCCUGAACCCAGCUGUCUGUCCUUCAAGAGUGACCAGUCGAAGGAUGAUGUCAUUUACUUUAAAGACGUCCGUCCAUCUGCUGAUCAGAUAGUGGAGCAGCAGAACUCAGAGGUUCCCAGAGCUCAGUCUGUCCAGCAGCAUCACCUGAACUCCAUAUUCAUGCUGCUGGAGGACAACAUGGUGACUUUUGUGAAGAAGGAGCUGAAGAAGAUGCAGAAGGUUGUGAGUCCAGAUUACCCAGAAUGCUCAGAGAGUCAGAGGGAGGAUGAGGAGAAGUUGGAGGGUGAUGAUGAAGAUGAGAGGAGCAGCAGAGAGAUGUUUGAGCAGAUGACAGUGUUGUUCCUGAGGAGGAUGAAGCAGGAGAAGCUGGCUGACUGUCUGCAGAGCAAACUUGCUGCAGUUUGUGGACGUAAACUUAAACGUGGUCUGAAGAAGAAGUUCCAGAGAGUGUUUGAGGGCAUCGCUAAAGCAGGACAGCCGACCCUCCUGAAUGAGAUCUACACAGAGCUGUACAUCACAGAGGGAGGGACUGCAGAGGUCAAUGAUGAACAUGAGGUCAGACAGAUUGAAGCAGCAUCCAGGAAAGCAGACAGAGCAGAAAGAAGCAUCAGAGCAGAAGACAUCUUUAGAGGCUCACCUGGAAGAGAUGGACCAAUCAGAACAGUGAUGACACAGGGAGUGGCUGGCAUCGGGAAAACGGUGUUAACACAGAAGUUGACUCUGGACUGGGCUGAAGACAAAAGCAACCAGGACAUCCACUUCAUGUUUCCAUUGACUUUCAGAGAGCUGAAUGUGCUGAAAGAGAGAAAGUUAAGCUUGGUGGAACUUGUUCAUCACUUCUUCAGUGAAACCAAAGCAGCAGGAAUGUGCAGGUUUGAAGACUUCCAGGUUGUGUUGAUCUUUGACGGUCUGGAUGAGUGUCGCCUUCCUCUGGACUUCCACAACAAUGAGGUCCUGACUGAUGUUACAGAGUCCACCUCAGUGGAUGUGCUGCUGACAAACCUGAUCAGGGGGAAUCUGCUUCCCUCUGCUCGCCUCUGGAUAACCACACGACCUGCAGCAGCCAAUCAGAUCCCUCCUGACUGUGUGGACAUGGUGACGGAGGUCAGAGGGUUCACCGACCCACAGAAGGAGGAGUACUUCAGGAAGAGAUCCAGAGAUGAGGAGCAGGCCAGCAGCAUCAUCUCCCACAUGAAGACAUCACGAAGCCUCCACAUCAUGUGCCACAUCCCAGUGUUCUGCUGGAUCACUGCUACAGUUCUGGAGGAGCUGCUGAGAAGCAGAGAGGGAGGAGAUCUGCCCACAACACUGACUGAGAUGUUCAUCCACCACUUGGUAGUUAAGACCAAAGUCAAGAAGAUCAAGUAUGAUGGAGGAGCUGAGACAGAUCCACACUGGAGUCCAGACAGCAGGAGGAUGAUUGAGUCUCUGGGAAAACUGGCUUUUGAGCAGCUGCAGAAAGGAAACCUGAUCUUCUAUGAGUCCGACCUGACAGAGUGUGGCAUCGAUAUGGAAGCAGCCUCAAAGUACUCAGGAGUGUUCACACAGAUCUUUAAAGAGGAGAGAGGGCUGUACCAGGACAAGGUGUUCUGCUUCGUCCAUCUGAGCGUUCAGGAGUUUCUGGCUGCAGUCUACAUGUUCCACUGUUACACCAACAGGAAGGAGAAGGUUGUGGAGGACUUCCUGGGAAAAGGCUGGAAAGAUGAGAACAGAGACACUCUGGAUGUGUUCCUGAAGGGAGUCAUGGAGAAAUCCCUGAGAAGUAAAAAUGGUCACCUGGACCUGUUUGUUCGCUUCCUUCAUGGCCUCUGUCUGGAGUCCAACCAGAGACUCUUAGGAGGUCUGCUGGGUCGGACAGAGAACCGUCCAGAAAUUAUCCAGAGACUCUUAGGAGGUCUGCUGGGUCGGACAGAGAACCAUCCAGAAAUGAUCCAGAGAGUCAUCAACAACCUGAAGGAGAUGAAGAGUGAUGAAAUGUCUCCAGACAGAAGCAUCAACAUCUUCCACUGUCUGAUGGAGAUGAAGGAUCUCUCAGUACAUCAGGAGAUCCAAGAGUUUCUGCAGUCAGAGAACAGAUCAGAGAAGGAACUCUCUGAGAUCCACUGCUCAGCUCUGGCCUACAUGCUGCAGAUGUCAGAGGAGGUUCUGGAUGAGUUGAACCUGAACAACUACACAACAUCAGAUGAGGGAAAACUGAGACUGAUUCCAGCUGUGAGGAACUGCAGAAAGUUUCAACUUUCUGGCUGGUUGGGACUCUCAGAGAGUGACUGUGAAGUCGUGGCCUCAGCUCUGAAGUCCAACCCCUCCCAUCUGAUAGAUCUGGACCUGAGCUACAACAGCCUGCAGGAUUCCGGAGUGAAACGUCUUUGUGAUGGACUGCAGAGUCCAAACUGUAAACUGGAGACUCUCAGAUUGGAGGCCUGCAGUUUGUCAGAGAUCAGCUGUGAUUCUCUGGUCUCAGCUCUGAAGUCCAACCCCUCCCAUCUGGAACAUCUGGACCUGAGCUACAACGAAGACCUUCAGGAUUCAGGAGUGAAACAUCUGAGUGGUUUUUUGGAGAGUCCAGACUGCAUCCUGAAGACUCUGAGGUUGAGGGACUGCAGUUUGUCAGAGAUCAGCUGUGAUUCUCUGGUCUCAGCUCUGAAGUCCAACCCCUCCCAUCUGGAACAUCUGGACCUGAGCAGGAACAACCUGAAGGAUUCAUCAGUGAAACAUCUGUUAGAUCUUGUGGAGAGUCCAGACUGCAUCCUGAAGACUCUGAGAUUGGAGCACUGCAGUUUGUCAGAGAUCAGCUGUGAUUCUCUGGUCUCAGCUCUGAAGUCCAACCCCUCACAUCUGGAACAUCUGGACCUGAGCUACAACAACCUGCAGGAUUCAGGAGUGAAACAUCUGAGUGGUUUUGUGGAGAGUCCAGACUGCAUCCUGAAGACUCUGAUAUUGUUUCAAUGCAGUUUGUCAGAGAUCAGUUGUGAUUCUCUGAUCUCAGCUCUGAAGUCCAACCCCUCACAUCUGGAACAUCUGGACCUGAGCUGGAAUGACCUUCUGGAUUCAGGAGUGAAACAUCUGAGUGGUUUUGUGGAGAGUCCAGACUGCAUCCUGAAGACUCUGAGUUUGUGGAACUGCAGUUUGUCAGAGAUCAGCUGUGAUUCUCUGGUCUCAGCUCUGAAGUCCAACCCCUCCCAUCUGGAACAUCUGGACCUGAGCUUCAACAACCUGCAGGAUUCAUCAGUGAAACAUCUGUUAGAUCUUGUGGAGAGUCCAGACUGCAUCCUGAAGACUCUGAGCUGGCAGUGAUGCUGAUCAGGACGGUGUUUGUGCUGAGAGGAUGAAGUGUGUCCUGAUGAUCCAGAGGUUGAAGCAGCAGCAGCAGCUGGUGUGUAGAGACUCUGACUGGACCAUGUUACUGGGAGGUGGACUGGGAACCAGUAUGAAGUCUGUUGUUCCUGUAUAGUUUAGUGUUGCAGCUCCACACUGUGAAUGAUGGAGAACUGCAGUUAAUGUUGACUUGAUCCGUUGGAGGUUGAUGACAGGUUGCAGAGUGUGCAGGAAGUUUCAGGAUGUUUUCCACUCUGACUGAUAUCUGCCCACUUGGAGCCUCAAUUCCAGGUUUUCAGCCCUUGGUCUGUUUGUGGGAAUGUUCCAGCGUUAUCUUUUAGUUUUGUCCUCACAUUAGCAUGACGUCAUGGUUGGUAAUGAUUCAAUCUGACCUUUAUUAACACAGAACUCUGAAACACAUCCUGACUCGCUUGUAAAUAACACUCAGGGCCUUCAGGUGUUUAAAGGGGAACUUCUUUUUUUUUUUUAAACCCUAACCCUUCCUACUGUGAAACUACCAAUAAACUAUUGGAGUCUUGCACCUUAAAAUUUUUAGAUAUUGUUGACUUAAAAACAUUACAAAUACUAUGUUGAGUAAAGAAUAAAAGCAUUUCCACCUGUAUUCAACAAUUUUUUUAAGAGAAAAAAUAUAUAAUUUCAGAGGGCUGGGUGUCUUUGAAAGUGGUAAUGUGAGAACUAAUGUUAAUACAGAUGUGUUUGUAUUCGGGGGUUAUUUUAUGGAAUGGACUUAAUGAUGAGUUGAACUGUGUAGAUCUCUGAUGAGUUUAAAAAAACAUUGAAAAACAAAAUAAUUAUGGAUUACAAUGUAACAUGACUGAUAUGUAAAAUGAUUAAGAAUAAUUUAGUGUAAAGUCUUGUUUUAUUUUUUCUCUUUGUCUUUUAUUUCUCGUAUUACUGAUAUUCUGGGUGAUUUUAUGGAUUGUACAGGAUAGGCAAAAUAGGCCUCGGCUUCAGCCUGUUCCUUUUUCGGUUAAAGAGCUUGUAAAAUUCUUUUCUUUUUUUCUUUUUUGUGAGAAGAGGAUGGGAAAGAGAAAAGAAGAAAGAGAUAAAAAGGAAAGGAAAAGAAAAAAUGUUUACUGUAAAAAUGUAUAAUAAUUAUUUUCUAGCUGAAUGCACAAAAUGAAAUUGUUGUACUGUAACUGAAAUAAACCAUUCAUCAGAUCA
Molecule: messenger RNA, 4896 nt
Organism: Acanthochromis polyacanthus (spiny chromis)
Lineage: Eukaryota; Metazoa; Chordata; Actinopteri; Pomacentridae
Product: NACHT, LRR and PYD domains-containing protein 12-like
Exons: 13
Coding region: 73-3690 (1205 amino acids)
Molecular function (GO): protein binding
Source: RefSeq, a predicted model, not a curated record